AACAAAAGGUGAUCCUUUUCUGGGAAGCAGUUUCAGACUUCAUAAUCCUCAAGCAGUUGUUUUACUCCAGCUAGCAACAGCCCAGCCUGCAGUGGACUUGGGAAGCUGAGCUUUGGUGGUGUGUAUCGAAAUGCCAGUAAGGGAAAACAAGCAUCAGCCUCACUGUGUACCACUCACAGAGCACACAGAUUCUCCUACAUGUGUUUUCCAGUCACUUCCCUUGCCUCCUGUGAAAGAAGCCAAACAGCCAACAUGGGAAUGCCUGGACAGAGAUGUGAUGUUGAACAGAGAGAUGCACUUUGAACAGCAUCAUUUCUGUGCAGUAGUCGCCCCCCUUCCGACUUUGGUAUUAAUUGCUGCAUUACCAUUGCCCUGUAAGACAGUCUGCAAAGCUUGGCAUGGCAAACUCCUCCUUCCUGCUGCUUUCCACAGAAGCUCCGGGUGUGUUUGACUUACUAGUAAAUGCCAUCCGGACUGAUAAAUCGACAAGGCAACCUAUAGCAUACAUGUAAGGCUGUUACCCUCAGGAGCCAAGCAUUCCUGCUGCUGGGGUGAGCUGUGUCUUUAACACAAGCUGUACAAGGAAGCUUCCCCCUGCAACCGUUCCUGAAAGCUGGGAGAGAAAUCUAUCUCAGCACAGAGGAGGUCUUGCUGCUGGAGCCUCAGAGCGGAGUGCUGUGCCAUCUAAGUUGGAAGAGACUUUUUUCUAUCAGGGCUCAAGAGAGAGAUUGAAGAGCUGCCUUCCUCCUGUGAACCAUGAGUGGCUGUUCGAAAAGAUGUAAGCAUGGGAUUGUUAAAUUUGCCCAGACCGUCUUCAAACUCAUCACAGGCACUCUCAACAAAGAUAAAAUUGAAGAUGAAUUGGAAAUGACCACAGUAUGCCAUCGGCCUGAAGGACUGGAACAACUUGAGGCACAAACCAAUUUCACCAAGAAGGAACUUCAAGUGCUUUACAGAGGAUUCAAAAAUGAAUGUCCUAGUGGAGCUGUUAACGAAGAGACAUUCAAACACAUCUAUGCACAGUUUUUCCCACAUGGGGAUGCCAGUAUGUAUGCCCAUUAUCUCUUUAAUGCAUUUGAUACAUCACAGAACGGAUCGGUGAAGUUUGAGGAUUUUGUGACUGCACUAUCCAUUCUGUUGAGGGGAACAGUUCACGAAAAACUACGAUGGACGUUUAAUCUGUAUGACAUAAAUAAAGAUGGCUACAUAAACAAGGAGGAGAUGAUGGAUAUAGUGAAGGCAAUUUAUGACAUGAUGGGCAAAUAUACCUACCCAGUGCUGAAAGAAGAUGCACCAAGGCAGCACGUAGAAGUAUUUUUCCAGAAAAUGGAUAAAAAUAAAGAUGGUGUUGUAACUUUGGAUGAGUUCAUUGAAUCAUGUCAGGAGGAUGACAAUAUCAUGAGAUCCUUACAGCUGUUUGAAAAUGUCAUGUAAUGGCUGCUGAAGAGCAGCGUAGGAAUCAGAGACUUUAUACGUAAUGGGACCCUGAAGAAAAUGAGUCAAGAUUUUUCUCCCCACCACCUUUUUGAUGAAAGCUUUUUACUACUUGGACAUACUCAGCGUGCAAGGAUUUUGUAUGCCAUCGCGAACUGGGCCGUGUGUCUGAACGCACCAGACUUGAUCUCACCGUCCUCAAAAGACUCUGACUGAAAUUUAUUUCAUUUGGAAGCAUGCUAAUAAAAACCUGACCAGAGGGACCUGCUGUUUAAAAGGUUUAAUGAAUUGAAGUUUAAAUGAUUAAAAUAUUCAAUGUUCUGUUAGCUAAUCACAAAACUUCUUCUGCUUUUGUUCUAUCGAGCUGGAUUUACCUAUGGUAGCGCAGCAUCAGUAGGCUUGCUUAACCAUCUAUUGUGAGCAGAAACUCUUUUUGUACCCUUGUGGGGCAAAAGGUUGUACUAAUAUUUUUGGUUCAACAGAAAUGUGCCAGUAAAGCUCAUGCAACUUCUGGAAACUAACACCUGUGAAACAUAGAUGGAGGGUGAGAUUAAUUUAGGCCUUCUCUGCGUGACCAGGUUAUUGUCCAACCCAUGCAGAGUUGUGGGUGUUUUGUUGUGCAACAAUCAGAGAAUGUCACUCAAGGAAAUAUAUCCCAUUGAAUGAUACUGCAUUUUCCAGCACUUAAACUGCAAUAGAUUGUUGUGAACAAAAUAUGUUUCUUUUCUCUACUAGCUACUGUGACCUGGAGAGGGCCUUCAGGGCUUUGUUUUGUAUUACAACCAUUGGUUAACAUCCAUUAGAUCAGUAACAAGUAAUCCAAGUCUAUUCCUAUCCUAUAAUUGUGUUAUGUAGUCAUUCUAACACAGGCAGUGUGCUGGAAGCAAGGAGAUUACAAUGGAAGCUGAACCUGACAGGUCUCCUGACAAAGAUUAGGGAAGUCCCUUGUCAGUUUGAUCAUUGCUGUCAUUGGGAGACAGACGAUGAAACUAACAAGUGUAUUGCACAUUGAUAUGCUUUCCUUCAGACUUAUAAGAGACAGCUGUUUGGCUUCCCUUUCCGGAUAGAGUGCAUCCAUUUUCUGAAAAGUAGAUCUGUUUUUGUUCUUGUUUUAAGGAAUUAGGGUAGUAACGAGAACACCACUUGUAUAGCUAUCCAACUUCCACCCCCUGUUAUACAGUAUAUUGGUUAUUUCUGUACUGUAGGGAUGAGGACCUUUUAGCCCUCCAAACACUGCUGGACAACUAUUCCCAUUGUGUUUGACCAUUAAUUAAACUAGCUGGAAGUGAUAUGAGAUGAACCAACAGCAUCUUAGAGGAUCAGUGGUUCCCCAUCCCUCCCCUACUUUUUUUGAGUUGGGAGUUGAAGGACUCUUCUGAAAAACCAGGAGGAGCAUACUCAGAAGCAAUUGUCUGCCCAAGAUAUCAAAUUGCUUGCCUUUUGCUCUCAGGAAUAUAUAUUUAGGUAUCCCCACCCUCACCCCUGAUUAAUUCCAGUGAACUUUCUCAUAGUUCAUAAUAGGUCACAGGAGCACAGAAUGUUAUUUCCUUUAGUACAAAGAGAGGGGUCAGUAGACAGUCCUGGAUAUUGUUUUGGAUCACAACAAUAACUGUUGUACAUGGAUCUCUAGGCAGCCCGCCUAGUCUUGUCAGGCAAAGACCUCCAAUGAAAUGAACUGAGGUCAUGAAGAAGCAAUUUCUUGUGUAUUGUGCCCAGAGUUGUCAAGCACAAAUGCACGCAUGGUGUUCUCUAUAUAGUGAUAAAAAGUUAUCAAAAAGUGUGCUAAAUAAACAUUUAGAGUACUUUGAAAGAUAUUUUAUUUGUACAAAAUAAGUCAAAGCCAUGAAGCUGGAGUCCUGAGUAAACAUUAAGCACACAUUAAUUUCACAAGGGUCUGGAGCUCCAGUUUGUAACAAAAUGAUGAUCUUUAGGAGUCAACAUAAAUAACAGUGAUAACCUCCAAAUGAUGGAGAAUCUGGCGUAUUUGACCAAAACAUUUUAAAUGGUUUGAAAAUACCUUUCAUAGGACCAGAGGCAGGGGUGUAUGUAAUUCUGUUGACACGUUUGCCCUUUUCAGGAACAACAUUUUUGGAACAGAAAUUCUAUGACUGAAAUCCUGCUCAUAUACGUUUUGUUGUGUAAGACUCAUGUCACCAUCAGCCUUAUGUGGUUUAACCUACACACACAGGAUUUCAGUCUACAUGUUAUUGUUUGAACUAUAUUGACACAUCUCUUGAGAGAAAGCAAUGAUUGUUAAAUGAAUUUUGAUGCUGAAUGUAUGAAAGCAAUAUGUUGUACCCUUUGACACUGCAUUUCUACAUAGUACAUACAAUCCAUACCGUGUGGCCCCAAUUCUGUUAAAAAUUGACAUACUGUAAUAUGUAGCACAACACUAAGCAUGUUUUAUUCAAAAGCAAGUCCUAUGGGAUUCAAAUGGAAUUUAUAUCAAACAACUUGACUGGAAGUAGAUUCUUUUCAAACAAGUUUGCUUUGAAGUAAAACCUGGCUAAGACUGGGCUUACUAAAUCAAUUCCCACUGUUUUAGCAGCAUUCACAAUUAACUUUAUUGGGGCCAUAACCAUUUGACUUUGAAAGAACUUGUCCUGGCUGCCUGUUUGUUCUAACAAACCCCAUGAAUCCCUGCCAGGACAUCUAGUGUAAAAAGAAUGAAUAUUAGACCUGAGGAUUUUUGCUGAGGACAAGUACAGACAAACAGCAGUGGAAGAAAUAGCAGAAUAGUACAAUGUAACAUUUUGCAAGACUCUGAUGUUUGAAAGAGCUCCCAUUUUAGGAAAACAGAAUGAUAGAUAUUUAGAUACAAAUGACGAAGUUUAUAAAAAAAAAUAGUGCCAAGAUUAUCUUAAUUGCCUACUUUAAAGUGCCACCUGUCUGACUUGCCUGAGAACGGCCUGAAAAACUGAUUGCCUAGAAAGAUGAAGGGACUAUCUAUGGACAGAAGAAACAAGGAAUGGCAGCUACAAGUGGUUUGGCUUACAUUGCACCCUUUGUGAUUGUCUGAUUUCCAUGAAAGUUCUACAUAUAUUUUUAUGGACAAAUUACAUGUUAUGAAAAUAUAUUUUAAAUAUGACAUUCAUAGUUCUAUAUUUUAUAAAGCACAUGAAUUGUAAAGCCUAAAUGUAUGUAGAUGUAUGUACGGCUGAUACUGUUUUAACUGGAUUUGUGAUGUGAUUCAUAGAGUAGAACAGUGACAUGUUCUCAUAGGGUCCUAUACUUUAGGUCUCCUCUAAAUGCUCUCCACUAACUCUCUCUGGUUCCCAAAUGUCUCUCCUGUUUCUUGGCUCCAGCCUCACUUGCUUGUAUCCUUCCCGGCAAGAUCUUGCAUUGCAAACGCUGGCACCCUGAGCACCAUGUAUCGAGCACUAGCUGCUUUGCCCAUUUCCCAUUGCCAAUCACUGAAUGGGACCAAUUCACAGCUACUUCUGCUUUGCGCCGUGGAAACAAGUGCAGGAAGUAAAAUGAAGCCCAAAUGAGGUAUUCUGAUUAUUUAUAUUUCACCUGCCCUUGUGUGAGGAAAGAACAGAGAUCCAGCAGUAAGUCCUACUGGUGAGGUAUUACAAAAUUAAGAGUUUUGCCCCAUAGAAAUCAUUAUCUGGCAGAACGUUGAAUGCUUUUUAAAAAUAUAGUCGUAGUAUAAGCACUGUGGGGUGGUAUAUAAGAAGCUCACUUUUUUUGCUUAUAUACUUAAAAUGGUGGCCAAGAUCAUUUGGGCAGCUGAGUACAUAAUAUUUCCAUUGAAAUCUAUGGAACUCUGAAUCAUGAAUUCUGACUUAGGCAUUAUGUUCUUCGUAUUUGCGAAGGCUUUCACGGCCGGGAUCUAAUGGUUGUUGUGGGUUUUUCGGGCU
Messenger RNA from Pogona vitticeps (central bearded dragon), 5297 nucleotides. The record is from RefSeq and is a predicted model, not a curated record. Lineage: Eukaryota; Metazoa; Chordata; Lepidosauria; Squamata; Agamidae.